Messenger RNA from Sus scrofa (pig), 1942 nucleotides. Lineage: Eukaryota; Metazoa; Chordata; Mammalia; Artiodactyla; Suidae. The record is from RefSeq and is a predicted model, not a curated record.
CGCGGGAGUAGGGACGCGCGGAGAUGACGCAGGCAGCACCGGAAGCCGCUCCCCUGUGAGGCUGCGGACCCCGAACGGCGGCCGCUGGUCCAGGCGCCAUGGCUGCGGAGCGGACCCGGCCGCUGCGAGGCUCUGGCGGCCCGAGCGCGCCUAGUCGGUGUGAACCCGGCGCGAGGUCCCGGGCCCCGGGGCGCUCGCUCAGGUAAAUUUUUCCAUAACCUUAUGGAGAGAAAGGACUUUGAGACAUGGCUUGAUAACAUUUCUGUUACAUUUCUUUCUCUGACGGACUUGCAGAAAAAUGAAACUCUGGAUCACCUGAUUAGUCUGAGUGGGGCAGUCCAGCUCAGGCAUCUCUCCAAUAACCUGGAGACUCUCCUCAAGCGGGACUUCCUCAAACUCCUUCCCCUGGAGCUCAGUUUUUAUUUGUUAAAAUGGCUCGAUCCUCAGACUUUACUCACAUGCUGCCUCGUCUCUAAACAGUGGAAUAAGGUCAUAAGUGCCUGUACAGAGGUGUGGCAGACUGCCUGUAAAAAUUUGGGCUGGCAGAUAGAUGAUUCUGUUCAGGACGCUUUGCACUGGAAGAAGGUUUAUUUGAAGGCUAUUUUGAGAAUGAAGCAACUGGAGGACCAUGAAGCCUUUGAGACCUCAUCUUUAAUUGGACACAGUGCCAGAGUGUAUGCACUUUACUACAAAGACGGACUUCUCUGUACAGGGUCAGAUGACUUGUCUGCAAAACUAUGGGAUGUGAGCACAGGGCAGUGUGUUUAUGGCAUCCAGACCCACACUUGUGCAGCGGUGAAGUUUGAUGAGCAGAAGCUUGUGACAGGCUCCUUUGACAACACUGUGGCCUGCUAAUGGAGUUCCGGAGCCAGGACCCAGCACUUCCGGGGGCACACGGGGGCGGUGUUUAGCGACUACAACGAUGAACUGGAACAUCUUGGUGAUGGCUCUGCAGACUUCACUGUGAUAUGGGCUUUAUCUGCUGGGACGUGCCUGAACACGCUGACCGGGCACACAGAGUGGGUCACCAAGGUUGGUUUGCAGAAGUGCAAAGUCAGUCUCUUGCACAGCCCUGGAGACUAUAUCCUUUUAAGUGCAGACAAAUAUGAGAUCAAGAUUUGGCAAUUGGGAGAGAAAUUUAACUGUAGGCUUAAGACGUUGUCUGUCUCUGAGGAGAGUAUCUGCUGCAGCCGAACUUCUUUUGAUGGCAAUACUGUUGUAGUUCAGCGUGGUCUCUACCAGUGGGACUUUGCAUCUAGAGAUGAUUUGAAGGUCAUCAAGACUCCUGAGAUAGCAAACUUGGCCUUGCUUGGCUUUGGAGAUAUCUUUGCCCUGCUGUUUGACAACCGCUACCUGUAUAUCAUGGACUUGCGGACAGAGAGCCUGAUUAGCCGCUGGCCUCUGCCAGAGUAUAGGAAAUCCAAGAGAGGCUCCAGUUUCCUGGCGGGCGAAGCGUCCUGGCUCAAUGGACUGGAUGGGCACAAUGACACGGGCUUGGUCUUUGCCACCAGCAUGCCUGACCACAGUAUUCACCUGGUGUUGGGGAAGGAGCACAGCUGAGGCCACGAGCCGCACCGCUGACUGACUUUGGGCCCAGGGCUGCGGGUUUUGAGUGCAACCUCUGUGGCAGCCGACUGCAUGAACCAAAGUUCUCACCUAAUGGUAUCAUCACGCAGUGCACAAUCAUUUAUCUCUGUUUGCCAGGGGGCCAGGGCUCGGGUUGGGGAGGGCUUGUUUUAUGGACAUAUACUGCAGCAUGCUGAUGGGGUGCACCAUUGACUUCAUUUGUACUUAGUUAUGUUGGUCAGGAUAAGAGGGUGCAUUUGGGGCUCAUCUUUCUUGAAUAUUGGUUUUAAGUAUAGAAAUUCAAAUCGCUCAUUAAUCUGCUAAUUGGUUGCCUAUAAAAACAUAUUCAGUCUCUUAUUAAAGCUUUCUACCAUUG